Quercus lobata is the source of this 817-nucleotide messenger RNA. RefSeq lists its product as uncharacterized. The coding region runs from base 105 to 518 and encodes 137 amino acids. The transcript has a single exon. NCBI's taxonomy places the organism in Eukaryota, Viridiplantae, Streptophyta, Magnoliopsida, Fagales, Fagaceae. The record is from RefSeq and is a predicted model, not a curated record.
AUCUUUAGUUCUCCAUAAGUUAUCACCCCCACCUUUUAAUUUCUCUCCCCCCACAAUCUCCUUCUUUUAUCUCUCUCACACACAUCUCAAACACACAGUGUUACAUGGCUCAAGAUCAUGAACCUCUCAACCCAAACCCAACGGUCCCAACCCAAACCCACCUCAACCCAAUUUGCCGGUACCCACCACGUGUCCGGAUCCCCCUCCGUCGACGACGGAAACUACCGACGGUGCGCCUAGGAGGGAAUAAGAAGCCUAGGAGAGUGCUUCCCCUAGCAAAAAUAUUCAGGAGGAUGAGACUAAGGUGGCUCAAGUUGCAGUACAGGAUAAUGUUGAGGAAACUUAAGGAGUACUAUAGGAAUAUGAUUAAAGAUAUGAAGGAAGCUAGUGCAACCCUUGAGACUUUCCACCAUAGGGUUCUCUUGGAAGCCUCGUUUGCUGUGCCAGUCAUGGGAGUUUCUUUCAAUAGCUACCCUUAUUUGCCUGGUUCAGAUCGCCCUCGAACACUCACCAUGUGAAAUUCUCCAGGGUUCAUUUACUUCUGUUGCUUUCUCUACAACCUUUUUUGUUUGCUUUAAUAUUAAGUCAAUUUGAAUUAAUAUGUAUGAAAGUAAAAUGAACAUGUACAAUAAUGUCUUUCCUAGCUACCAAUUAUACAUAUCUUUUCAUAUGUUAAAAGUAUCAAUUUUUUGUAUGCAUGUACGAACAAUAAUGUUGGGGGAAAUUAUAAAUAGGAAGAGAAAUGUAAAUCUUACUUAUGGAGAAUCUUAUAAUAGGCCAUGGCUGGGAAAUUAAUAAAAGGAACUUUUGUAAUUCU